Messenger RNA from Orcinus orca (killer whale), 1901 nucleotides. RefSeq names its product mitochondrial calcium uptake 2 (gene MICU2). NCBI's taxonomy places the organism in Eukaryota, Metazoa, Chordata, Mammalia, Artiodactyla, Delphinidae. Bases 59 to 1411 code for a protein of 450 amino acids. The transcript has 12 exons. Gene Ontology annotation, biological process: calcium import into the mitochondrion; mitochondrial calcium ion homeostasis. The record is from RefSeq and is a predicted model, not a curated record. Gene Ontology annotation, molecular function: calcium ion binding. Gene Ontology annotation, cellular component: uniplex complex.
AGUUUUCGGGCCGCUGUGGGAAGCGACGCGAACGCGGCGACUGGGCACUUCCGCAAAAAUGGCGGCGGCGGUGGGCGGCGCGCGGCUGGCGGCCUGGGGCGGAAGGCUACGGCGAGGGCUGGCUGCCGGCCGGCGGGCCUGGCCAAGCUCCGGGCCCGUGGCGGCGGCAGUGGUCGGCGUGGCCCUGGCGGGAGCAGGAGCAACAUGGUACCACGGCCGCGUGAACAUGGCGGCGCCCCAGGGCGGCCUCACCGUGGUAGCCCAGAAAAGUGUGGACUCUGGAAAGAUGAAAGGGAAACCGUCUCCUCGUAAACAGCGCUUCAUGCAGUUUUCCUCACUGGAACACGGGGGAGAGUAUUACAUGACACCACGGGACUUCCUCUUCUCAGUAAUGUUUGACCAAAUCGAACGUAAAACUUUAGUCAAGAGGCUGACAAAUAAGGAUAUUGAGGACGUGCUGGCAGGAAUCAAAGGAGCUGGUUGUGGAUCAACUUUUUUUAGAGACCUUGGCGAUAAAGGGCUGGUUUCAUAUACCGAAUAUCUUUUCUUACUUACAAUCCUCACUAAACCCCAUACUGGGUUUCAUGUUGCAUUUCAGAUGUUGGAUGCAGAUGGUGAUGAGAUGGUUGAGAAAAAGGAAUUUUUUAAACUGCAGAAGAUCAUAAGUAAACAGGAUGACUCGAAGACAAGAAUAACUAAUAAAACAGAAUGCCAGGAACCAACAGUGAAAGAACCUGAAAUUAACACAACCCUUCAGGUACGUUUCUUUGGAAAAAGAGGAGAAAGAAAACUUCACUAUAAAGAAUUUCGAAGAUUUAUGGAAAACUUGCAGACGGAGGUCCAAGAAAUGGAGUUCCUUCAGUUCUCUAAAGGUCUGAGUUUCAUGAGAAAAGAAGACUUCGCAGAAUGGCUCCUUUUAUUCACCAACACUGAAAAUAAAGACGUUUAUUGGAAAAAUGUGAGAGAGAAGCUGUCCGCAGGAGAGAGCAUUAGUUUGGAUGAGUUCAAGUCAUUUUGUCAUUUUGCGACCCACUUGGAAGACUUCGCUAUUGCCAUGCAGAUGUUCAGUUUAGCUCAUCGCCCUGUCAGACUAGCGGAGUUUAAGAGAGCUGUGAAGGUAGCAACGGGACAAGAACUCUCCGACAAUAUCUUGGACACCGUCUUCAAGAUCUUUGAUUUGGAUGGUGAUGAGUGUCUCAGUCAUGAAGAGUUUCUUGGGGUGUUAAAAAACAGGAUGCAUCGAGGUUUAUGGGUGCCGCGACAGCUCGGUAUACAAGAGUACUGGAAGUGUGUGAAAAAAGAAAGCACUAACGGAGCGAAGGAGUCUGGAAGCAAGCAGGAGGAGGCCCUUUACAGAAAACGCGGUGUGGGGGUUACGCUGCUCCAAGUGUCGGAGCUGGGCAUUUCUUAAAGUGCUAGAUGGUGCCUUCUUAGUCUUCACUGAUUUCCUUUGUGGCAUAAAGAUGCCUUGUAUUUGCUUUCUGAUUCAAUAAUUUCUCAGUAAGAUUUCAUUACAGAACUUCGUAAAAAGAAAGUAUUCUUUUACAAAGACAGUGGACUCGGUCCAAAGCCUAGGAUUGAAGUAACACUUUGAUAAGAUGGAAAACCUGCUCGUUCACUGGUGUCAACACAGCAGCACAGCACGUUCUCUGGCGCAGUCAACAGGCGCACAGGAAGAGUCACUGACGUGAGGCCAGGAUCAAUUCUGCAGUCCUGAUGCUCCUAGUAGGGCAAAUUAAGUUAAAACAUUUCAGGCUUUCUUAUCUGUACCUUACAUCUCAUAGACUUCUUGUACAUUUUAUUUCAGUGAGCUGUAUAUUAGUUGUCUUUAAAGUAAUAUGUAAAUUUCAGUAUUCUGGAAUGUUCUGGAAACAGAAUAAAGUAUUUAUAAAGAUAAAAAA